Molecule: messenger RNA, 6416 nt
Organism: Coffea arabica (coffee)
Lineage: Eukaryota; Viridiplantae; Streptophyta; Magnoliopsida; Gentianales; Rubiaceae
Source: RefSeq, a predicted model, not a curated record
ACAGAUUCUAGCAUAUCAACAUUCUUGUGAUUUCUGUUAAUUGGGAAGAUCAUCGAACUUCCCAAUACCAUGUGGGGAUUUCGCUCAUCAACAUUAGCGAGCAUUUUUCUCCUACUUUUCAGUAAGCCAUGUUUCAGCUUCUAAAAAAUUUCAAAAUGAGACUGAUCGUCUGGCUCUGCUUGAAUUCAAGAAGCAGAUAUAUGAUGACCCUAUUGGAGUGCUGAAUUCUUGGAACCAUUCACAGCACCAUUGCCGGUGGGAAGGAGUCACUUGUGGUGCUCGACACCAAAGGGUCAUUGCCUUGAUUCUGAGGCAUAAGCAGUUGUCUGGAAUCAUAUCUCCUCAUGUCGGAAAUCUAAGCUUCAUGAGGUCCAUCCAACUUGCGGAGAAUCAAUUCCACGGCGAGAUUUCCCAAGAAUUCGGUCGCCUCUUCAGGCUGAGAGUCUUUAACCUGUCAAGUAACGCAAUCGGUAGAAAGAUCCCAGCAAACCUGAGCUACUGCGCAGAGAUGAUAGUUAUUGACCUAACCAGUAACAAGCUAGAAGGGAAGAUUCCAAUUGAUCAGCUAAGCAAUUUGAAGAAGCUUAAAGGAAUAGGUUUUAGCAAAAACAAUUUGACGGGAGAGAUUCCCUCUUCCAUUGGGAACUUAUCAUCAUCAUUGAUCGGACUCAGCCUUGGCUUCAACAAUCUGGAGGGAAGUUUGCCUCUAGAGAUGGGGUUCUUGAAAAGUGGCCGGCAAUUCCUUUCAUGGCAAUCUCCCAACCAACAUAGGUCUCACCCUACCAAAUCUGGAAGCAUUAGCUGUUGCGGGAAACAAUUUCUCUGGAAACUUUCCCACUUCAAUCACCAAUGCUUCUGGGCUUGAGGUACUUGAUCUUUCCGAGAAUAAGUUCGCAGGCCAAGUUCCAGCUAAUUUAGGAGAUCUGACAAAUCUUCAAUUUUUAAAUCUUGAAGAAAACCUCUUCGGCGGUAAUUCAACUGGAGACUUAGAUUUUAUUGCAUCAUUGACCAACUGCAGUGAUCUAAGCGCUUUUUCAUUGAGUUACAAUAAUUUUGGAGGCAAUAUACCUAAAGUCAUGGCCAAUCUCUCAAAUCAACUCACUGCAUUGGACUUGGGAGGAAACCAACUGUCAGGAACCAUUCCACAAGGAUUUGGAAACUUUGUCAACCUAAUUCAACUUGGCCUUGAAGAAAACUAUCUCUCAGGAGUCAUUCCAAGAGAUUUUUGCAAAUUACAAAAUUUGCAAUUUCUAAGUCUAGACCAUAAUGACUUGUCAGGACAGAUAGUCUCUACCCUAUGCAACGCCACCACUCUAUACUAUCUGGACUUAUCAUUUAACCAGUUUGAAGGGGGCAAUAUAUUUGACAAUGUUCUUAUGAGCUGUCAAAAUUUGCAAUAUCUGGAUAUAUCUCAAAACAACUUCAGUGGAAUUAUAUCACCACAUUUUCUGGAGACGCACUCAUCACUGAUUGCUAUGGUAUUAAGUGAAAAUUCUUUCACUGGUUCUCUGCCUCCUGAAGUUGGAAAGCUUGUACAUUUGGUGAAUUUCUCGGUUUCCCACAACCAAUUUGCUGGCGAUAUACCCAUCUCACUUGCUGAUUGUUCAGAUCUGGAGAAUCUUUAUAUGGAAGCCAAUUUUUUCCAAGGACCAAUUCCACCAAAUUUGGCUUCUUGGAAGAGCAUCCAGCAAUUAGACCUUUCAAGUAAUAACUUGACUGGUCCAAUACCCAGAGAACUUGAGAAGCUUCAGUUUUUGAGCUACUUAAAUCUUUCCUACAACGACAUUGAGGGCGAGAUACCAAACACUGGAAUUUUCAGUAAUGCAAGUCAAAUAUCAUUGACUGGCAACAAAAAACUCUGUGGAGGCAUUGAAGAAUUGGAGUUCCCACCUUGCCCAGUGAUUAAGGGGAAAAACAGAGGAAAGCUGAAGGUUGUCAUAUUGCUGUCCAUUGUUUUACCAGCAACGCUUCUGGUUCUCGGUGCAUUGUUGUUAUAUUCCUUGGUACAUCGGAAAAGAGAAAGAAGAAUGGUGGCAGGAUUCUCUAGCAUGCCUACAAGAGUCAAUAAGCUCUUGCGAAUUUCUUACCAUGAACUUCAUCGUGCAACUUCAGGAUUUUCUCCAGAAAACUUAAUUGGUUCAGGAAAUUUUGGAGCUGUCUACAAAGGAAGGCUAGAAAAAUAUGGCAACAAGCUUGUAGCAGUGAAAGUUCUUGAUCUUCAAAAGAACGGAGCUUUGAAAAGUUUUAAGGCCGAGUGCAAAGCAUUGAGAAAUAUUCGCCAUAGAAACCUCGUUUCUAUCAUGAGUUAUUGCUCCAGUAUUGAUUCCAAGAGUGAUGAAUUCAAAGCUCUAGUCUAUGAGUUCAUGGAAAAGGGAAAUCUGGACCUGUGGCUGCAUCCUUCAGAGACAACUGAUCAGGCAAGAAGCUCAAGAAGUCUUAAUCUUCUUCAGAAGCUAAAUAUUGCAAUUGAUGUAGCUUCAGCAUUGCAGUAUCUUCACGACCACUGCGAAGCUGAGAUUGUUCACUGUGAUCUAAAACCAAGUAAUAUUCUUCUUGACAAUGAUCUUGUUGCUCAUGUGGGUGAUUUUGGAUUGGCAAGGCUUCUCCCAAAACCCGUCAACACUUCUUCCGAGCAAAGAACCAGCAGUACCGUUGCCAUAAAAGGAGCAAUCGGUUAUGCAGCUCCAGAGUAUGGAAUGGGUCUUGCGGCAUCAACUCAGGGGGAUGUCUACAGCUACGGUAUUCUUUUGCUAGAGAUGAUUACAGGAAGGAGGCCAACAGAUGAUAUAUUCGUGGGUGACCUUGAUCUACAUAACUAUGUUAAUGGGGUUUUGCAUGAACGAGUUUCUGAGAUCGUGGACCCGUUGCUUUUUCUUGAAGGAGAUGAAAACAGAAAUAUGACUCCUGGAGGGAAAAAUAGCAAUGGUGGAAAAGAGAUGGAGUGCAUUAUUUCCCUGCUGAAAAUUGGACUUAAGUGCUCUGCAAGAUUACCAAAUGAUAGGAUGCAUAUGAAUGAAGUUGUCAGAAAAUUACAUCUCAUUAAAGAUGUUUUCCUUGGUGUCAGGGUGCAUCAAGAAAAUCUUGAAACAACCAAUCUGGCAACAAACUCAAGACGCCUUAAUCUUUCCCAGAAGCUGAACAUUGCAAUUGAUGCGGCUUCAGCAUUGCAGUAUCUUCACAACCACUGUAAAGCAGAGAUUGUUCAUUGUGAUCUCAAACCAUGUAAAAUUCUUCUUGACAAUGAUCUUGUUGCUCGUGUGGGUGAUUUUGGAUUGGCAAUGCUUCUCCCAGAAACCAUCAACAGAUCUUCCGAGCAAGGAACCAGCAAGUACUCAAUUCUGUUUUCCAUUGUGAAGCAGAAUAUAGAACUUUUAGGAGCUUCCAAAAAAUUUCAAAAUGAGACUGAUCGCCUGGCUCUGCUUGAAUUCAAGAAUCAGAUAUAUGAUGACCCGUUUGGAGUCCUGAAUUCCUGGAACCAUUCACAACACCAUUGUCAGUGGGAAGGAGUCACCUGCAGUACUCGACAUCAAAGGGUGACGGCCUUGACUCUAAGGGAUAAGCAGUUGUCUGGAACCAUAUCUCCUCAUGUCGGAAAUCUCAGCUUCAUGAGGUUCAUCCAACUUGGGGAGAAUCAAUUCCAUGGUGGGAUUCCCCAAGAAUUCGGUCGCCUCUUCAGGCUGAGAGUCUUGAACCUGUCAAGUAACGCAAUCAGUGGAAAAAUCCCAGCAAACCUGAGCUACUGCUCAGAGUUGAUAACACUUAGCCUAAGGGAGAAUAAGCUAGAAGGCAAGAUUCCUAUUGAUCAGCUGAGCAAUUUGAAGAAGCUUGAAAAGUUAAAUCUUUUAUCAAACAAUUUGACGGGACAGAUUCCCUCUUCCAUUGGGAACUUAUCAUCAUUGAUCCGAAUCGGUCUCGACUUGAACAAUCUGGAGGGAAAUUUGCCCAUGGAGAUGGGGCUCUUAAGGUUGGUUCUGUUAGCAGCUGCUGAAAAUAAACUAUCUGGUAUAAUCCCUGCCUCCAUCUUUAAUAGUUCAGCCAUUACUGUCAUUUCAGUGACCGGCAAUUCCUUUCAUGGCAAUCUCCCAACCAACAUAGGUCUCACCCUACCAAAUCUACAAAUGUUGUAUGUUGGGGGGAACAACAUGUAUGGAAACUUUCCAACUUCAAUCACUAAUGCUUCUGGGCUUGAGGUACUCGAUCUUGCUAGAAAUAAUUUUAAAGGCCAAAUCCCAACUAAUUUAGGAGAUCUUACAAAUCUUCAAUUAUUAAAUCUUGCUCUUAAUUUCUUUGGGAAUAAUUCUACCGGAGACUUGGACUUUAUUGCAUCAGUGACCAACUGCAGUAAUCUCAGAAAUCUUUCCUUGAGUGGCAAUAAAUUUGGAGGUAAUAUACCUAGAGUCAUGGCCAAUCUCUCAAAUCAACUCACAGAACUACUCCUGGGGGGAAAUCAACUGUCAGGAACCAUUCCAGAAGGGUUUGGAAAAUUUGUCAACCUAUAUCUCCUUGGCCUUGAAUUAAACUCUCUUUCAGGGGUCAUUCCAAGAGAUUUUGACAAAUUACAAAAUUUGCAAUUUCUAAGUCUAGACCAAAAUGAGUUGUCAGGACAGAUAGUCUCUACCCUAUGCAAUGCCACAGGUCUAUACCGUCUGGACUUAUCAUUUAACCAGUUUGAAGGGGGCAAUAUAUUUGACAAUGUUCUUAUGAACUGUCAAAAUUUGCAAUAUCUGGAUAUGUCUCAAAACAACUUCACUGGAAUUAUAUCACCUCAUUUUUUGCAGACGCACUCAUCACUGAUGUACAUGAAAAUAGGUGAAAAUUCGUUUAGUGGUUCUCUGCCUCCAGAAGUUGGAAAGCUUAUACAUUUGGUGGAUUUCAAUGUUUCCCACAACCAACUUGCUGGAGGUAUACCCAUAUCACUUGCUGACUGUUCAGAUCUGGAGAAUCUUUAUAUGCAAUCCAAUUUUUUCCAAGGAACAAUUCCACCAAAUUUGGCUUCUUUGAAGAGCAUCCAGCAAGUAGACCUUUCAAGUAAUAACUUGACUGGUCCAAUACCAAAAGAACUUGAGAAGCUUCAGUUUUUGAGCUACUUAAAUCUUUCCCACAAUGACAUCGAGGGUGAGAUACCAAACACAGGAGUUUUCAGCAAUGCGAGUCAAAUAUCAUUGAUUGGCAACAAAAAACUCUGUGGAGGCAUUCCAGAAUUGGAGUUCCCACCUUGCCCAGUGAUUAAGGGGAAAAACAGAGGAAAGCUGAAGGUUGUCAUAUUGCUGUCCAUUGUUUUACCAGCAACGCUUCUGGUUCUCGGUGCAUUGUUGUUGUAUUUCUUCGUUUGUCAAAAAGGAGAAAGAAGAAUGGUGGCAGGAUUCUCUACCAUGGCUACAAGAGUUGAUAAGCUCUUACAAAUUUCUUACCAUGAACUUCUUCGUGCAACUUCUGGAUUUUCUCCAGAAAACUUAAUUGGUUCAGGAAAUUUUGGAUCUGUCUACGAAGGAAGGCUAGAAAAACAUGGCAAUAUGCUUGUAGCAGUCAAAGUUCUUGAUCUUCAAAAGAACGGAGCUUCGAAAAGUUUUAAGGCCGAGUGCAAAGCAUUGGGAAAUAUUCGCCAUAGAAACCUCGUUUCUAUCGUGAGUUAUUGCUCCAGUAUUGAUUCCAAGGGUGAUGAAUUCAAAGCUCUAGUCUAUGAGUUGAUGGGAAAUGGAAAUCUGGACCUGUGGCUGCAUCCUUCAGAGACAACUGAUCAGGCAACAAGCUCAAGAAGUCUUAAUCUUCUUCAGAAGCUAAAUAUUGCAAUUGAUGUGGCUUCAGCAUUGCAAUAUCUUCACGACCACUGCGAAGCUGAGAUUGUUCACUGUGAUCUAAAACCAAGUAACAUUCUUCUUGACAAUGAUCUUGUUGCUCAUGUGGGUGAUUUUGGAUUGGCAAGGCUUCUCCCAAAACCCGUCCACACUUCUUCCGAGCAAAGAACCAGCAGUACCAUUGCCAUAAAAGGAUCAAUCGGUUAUGCAGCUCCAGAGUAUGGAAUGGGUCUUGCGGCAUCCACUCAAGGGGAUGUCUACAGCUAUGGCAUUCUUUUGCUAGAGAUUAUUACAGGAAAGAGGCCAACAGAUGAUAUAUUCGUGGGCGACCUUGAUCUACAUAACUAUGUUAAUGGGGCUUUGCAUGAACGAGUUCCUGAGAUUGUGGACCCGUUGCUUCUUCUUGAAGGAGAUGAAAACAGAAAUAUGACUCCUGGAGGGAAAACUAUUAAUGUUGGAAGAGAGAUUGAUUGCAUUAUUUCCCUAUUGAAAAUUGGACUCAAGUGCUCUGCACGAUUACCAAAUGACAGGAUGCAUAUGAAUGAAGUUGUCCGAAAAUUACAUCUCAUUAAAGAUGUUUUCCUUGGUGUCAGGGUGUAUCAAGAAAAUUUUGAAGCUUAA